AAAGUAUAAUUUUACACUGUGGAUUAUUCUACUUUGGCACCGGUGGGGUGGGGUUUUGUCAUUGGUGUGUCAGCGACGUUUGGCGAGGUGUGCAUAUGAAGGUGGGAAAAGUGGCUGGAUGUGGGGACGUUCAACUUCGGGCUUUCAGCUGAUGAGGUUGAAUCAUCUGAUGUGAUGAACCAAUAAUUCUAUCUAUUUAUUUUUAUGUAGACUGAGCGUCUGAGGGGAGAAAGAAGGAACAUCUACACAACAACAUACUAGCGCAUUCGACAGACAACCACUCAGUGGAAGCAUCACAGACUACAUACAUACGCUGGUCAGCUUAGCGCAGUCGAUUUUCUGGUUCCUGUUCAUAGAUUCUCGAUCUCGAUAUCCACCCAACGAGUCCGUCAAGAGCCUCGCUUGUGGUACCAUUGGUGUGAUUGCAAUCGUCGAGCCGAACGCUUUCGAUUCUCAACAUGCUGGGCUCGAUCAACUCCAAGUCAUUGACCCGGGUGGACCCCAACACACCCAUCGUACCGAUCAUCGACCCGUCGCGCCCCAGAACGCAAGUCUACAAGGUGCCCGAUCGUCCAGCAAUACCAGCUCCGCCUUACUUGAGUUGCGAUGAAUACGAAAGUCAAUAUUGUCCAGGAUCUGUUCCGAUCGUGAUCGACAACGGAUCCUGUUCCAUUCGCGCCGGGUAUGGAACCAUGUCGACCCCCUAUAUCGAUACCGACAGCGUCGUCUCGCGUUAUCGAGAUCGGAAAACCAACCGAACAAUCAUGCUGGCUGGGACCUGCUCUUACGUCGAUGCCAACUCUCGCUCGAACGCCAGGCCUUUGCAUGAAGAAGGCGUGGUCUGUAAUUACGAUAGUAUGGAAAUGAUGUUGGACUAUAUUUUCUUGAAAUUAGGCGUCAAUGACGAUGUAGUACGGCAUCCGAUCCUCAUGACCGAAGCCUUAUGCAAUCCAGUUUAUACUCGGGGACUGAUGUCUGAGCUGCUUUUUGAAACGUAUCAAACUCCCUCGGUUUGUUACGGGAUUGAUUCCCUGUUUUCUUAUCAUGAGACCCACCAUGACAUCCCACAAGACCAGCAAACAUCUCUGGUCAUCUCGUCGUCACACUCCAGCACAACCAUCAUACCCAUCGUCUCUGGCGUCCCUCACAUUGCCCAAUCUCGCCGAUUGAAUUGGGGCGGUCUUCAAGAAUCAGAAUUCUUACUCCGGCUCAUGCAAGUCAAAUAUUCAACCUUCCCGAGUCGGAUGACCCCGUUCCAAGCAUUCGAUUUGGUUCAAGAUCAUUGUCUGUUUUCUGCCGAAGCCUUUCAAGAUGACAUUCGAAAGUUCAACGAUCCUGAUUUCAUGGCAGAAGCGAAUCGAGUCAUCCAAUUUCCAUUCAGUACUGUUGAAGUUAAUGAAAAAACCGAAGCAGAAUUGACUCUUCAAGCAGAAAAAAAACGACAAUCUGGCUUGAGGCUUCAGGAACAAACAGCUCGAAUCAGAAUGGAGAAGCUCUUACAAAAAGAAGCUGAUCUGGAAGCUUUUCAACUAAUUCAAUCCUGGAAGGCAAAGGAAAGUAAAACGAAAUAUUCGGAACGACUUUCUCUAGAAGGAUUCGAUAACGAGGAAGAAUUGGAAGCCCUGAUCAAAAAAACACAACUUCAAUUGAAGAAAGCGAGAAAUAAAGAUUUGGGAAUCGAUGAAGAAGCCGAGAAGGGUGAACCAAGCUUCCCCUUAGUAGAUGUGCCUGAUCAUCAAUUAGACGAAGAAGGCCUCAAAGAAAAGCGGAGGCAGAAGCUCAUGAAAGCUGGACAUGAUGCCCGUGAGCGAGCAAAAGCCGAGCGUGAAGCCGAAAAGUCUCGACAAGCGGAGAUAGAACGGAGAGAUAAAGAAGAUAGACUGUCUAACCCUGAAGCGUGGUUGGCAAAAGUUCGAGCACAAUAUGAGACUCUGUUGGUGAAGAUCAAAGAAAGGAAGAAACGAAGGACUCAACUUUCGGAUCGGAAGUCGCUGGCUGCUCAACAGCGAAUGAAAACGAUUGCCAAUUUGGCCAGCGAUCAAGUCCCCGGAAAGACCGUCAACGGAAACAAAAAGAGGAAGAAGACCAAUGACGAUAACUUCGGCGCAGAUGAUGCGGAUUGGGCUGUUUAUCGAGACGUGGUCGGAGCAGAUGAAUCGGCCGAUGAAGAGGAUGAUUUGUUGGAGUUGAUCACCGUCGAGAAGCAACUACUAGAGCAUGAUGAUUCGUUUACGAUUGAGCAUACACGCGAGCGACAAAAACUCAAGCGGCACUGUCUGAUGAAUGCAUUUUACAAGGGGAUUUCUCCCAGCAAGGAUGAUUCCAGCACAAUCAUGGCAGCCUUGGACACCGAAGGGAACGCCGAACAGAGCGCCCGGUUGCACAUCAAUAUCGAGCGGAUCCGUGUGCCUGAGCCUCUCUAUCAACCAUUGCUUGCCGGGGUCGACCAGGCUGGCUUGGUCGAGGUGGUCCAGUACGUGCUGAAAGAGUUUAGUCAAGACGUUCAGGACCAAUUGACACGACAUAUCUAUCUAACAGGGGGACAUAUCACCCUGCCCAAUUUCGAUGUCCGCCUCUGGAACUCAUUACGGCCGAUCCUCCCGAUGGACUCGCCCUGCAACAUCUUCCGGCCAAGCCUACCGAGCCAAGAGAUCAGACUCUUGCCCUGGAAGGGGAUGGCACGGUUUUCGGCUAGCCCCGAGUUCCGCCAGGCUUCGAUCUCCAAACAGGACUAUCUCGAAUGCGGCAACGAAUAUCUCAAGGAACAUCGGCUCGGUAAUAAGUUGACCUUUUGA
Puccinia graminis f. sp. tritici CRL 75-36-700-3 is the source of this 2795-nucleotide messenger RNA. RefSeq lists its product as uncharacterized. Bases 459 to 2795 code for a protein of 778 amino acids. Gene Ontology annotation, biological process: regulation of DNA-templated transcription. The transcript is spliced from 13 exons. The record is from RefSeq and is a predicted model, not a curated record. Gene Ontology annotation, cellular component: cytoplasm; Ino80 complex. Lineage: Eukaryota; Fungi; Basidiomycota; Pucciniomycetes; Pucciniales; Pucciniaceae.